AUGAAUUCAAUGGAUAUUGCUGGUGAAAAUGUCAACGUAUCCGAUCUGGGAGCUGAGGCUGCUUUCUUGCAAGUGUUCACACCAAGGAAGGAUGAUAUAAGCACCCAUCUUGUGGUCUUGAGGACAAUUUUCAUCGCCGUUGACUCCGUCUUCAUAAUCCUCAGCAACUUAUUUUGUAUAUGGGUGAUAUACCGGACUCUCACUUUGUCCGACAGCGCGAAGGUGUUCAUGAUCGCCCUAGCCGCGGCGGAUUUCUCCGUGGGAGUUAUCGCGGCCUUUUCGGUCGUACCGGCCGCCACGGGCAACUGGUUCUGGGGAGAGGGACUGUGCCGUGCCACCGCGGCUCUCGUGACCAUCUUCUGCCUUGCGUCGGUGUCUUUCUUGGUGUGUCUGUCCGUGGACAGGAUGAUAGCUGUUAAGAAAUCACUCCAUUAUCCGAACAUCAUGACACGGAAAAAGGCUGUGGUGAUAACUGUGGGUGUGUGCGUUGCCUCGGUAGCAGCAAUCGGCGGGUCGUGGUUGGUUAGCCCGCCGGUACUCUACAGCAAUGUCUCAGCUACUUGUGCCUGGAAGUGGGACAACGACCACAUCAUCUAUGCGUGCGUAAUCUCACUGUGCUUUUUCAUACUACCGUCUUCGGUAUUAAUAGUGAUGUAUUGGAUCAUGUUUAAGAUAAGCCGGAAGCACACCCGGAUGAUAGCCAACCAGGCCCCGGUGCCGACGACGUCGAGGGACGUUGUGACGCAGCAGCCCCAACGCGCGGCUCCCCAGUUACCGCAAGGCGAGCACAAGGCCAUCAAAAUGUUCUGCGUGAUCACGAUAGCCUUCACGGUGGCUUGGUUGCCGUAUAGCGUGGCUAUCUUAUACAGUAGCAUCCAGAACGUCCCGGUCCCUCAAUGGCUGGGUUUUUUAGUGACCUGGGGAGCGUUGUCGAACAGUUGGUUCAAUGUCAUCAUCUAUGUUUGCAUGAACGGAGCUUUGAGGGAAACGGCCUGCCGACUUCUACGCAACCAGAAGUGUCGGCGUUUUGCCAGGUGCUGCAACAAAUCGAGAGCGGCGGUUGUCAACGUACCCCAGUCACACAACGACCAAGCAUACGACAUUACCUCCUGA
This is a messenger RNA of Asterias rubens (European starfish), 1113 nucleotides long. RefSeq names its product trace amine-associated receptor 9-like. Gene Ontology annotation, cellular component: membrane. The transcript has a single exon. Gene Ontology annotation, molecular function: G protein-coupled receptor activity. NCBI's taxonomy places the organism in Eukaryota, Metazoa, Echinodermata, Asteroidea, Forcipulatida, Asteriidae. Bases 1 to 1113 code for a protein of 370 amino acids. Gene Ontology annotation, biological process: G protein-coupled receptor signaling pathway. The record is from RefSeq and is a predicted model, not a curated record.